CUGAAUCACUACAUAGCAUUUACUCUGAGGAGAAGUUAUUUUAGGACUAUAUCUCCUAGACCAGGCCUGUCCUAGACCUACGGUCCUCCAAGAUGGAUCAGGACUUACAGCCCCCGCCGGGCGAGAGCCCAUACGACAACGCUGGUGAUGCGGCGGCUGUUGGUCGUAAUACCGAGGAACAUGCCUACGACAACGCCACGUACGAGAUGGACACGGGCGAACAGACCACUGUCGACAUGCAAACACCGGAAGAACCCGUCAAUGACAUCCCCAACGAUCCCGAGCCUGACGUCGUCGCCGAUCCCGGUAAUGACUUAGACAUUGAUGCCGAGGGCGAGGUCGUUGUCGAUGAGGAGAUGGAACCUUCAGCCGUGAUUGAAGUCAAUGCAGUUGAUGGUGACGCGGAUGUGGAUCCUAAAGACGAAAUUGAGAUGGUGAGGCUAAAUGAUGGUGAAGAGCUACCUGAAUACACAGAACCGGAAGAUGAAGAGGCCGGUCCACUCCCGAGCAAAUCAAGGGGAGAUUCAAGGAUAUACGAGAGCAUCAAGAGAACACCUGCAGGACCAUCUGCGGGACCAGACAGUGAAGAAGAGAAGCUCAGGCAACAAAAAUCGCUCAAAAUCUGCAUCUUUCUCUUUAUCAUCGUUCUGAUAGGAGUGAUUAUCGGUCUUGUUGCAUUCUACAUCGUUUACUCAGUGGGAUUGGCGGCCGCUACACUUCCAAGCACAACGACUCCAGGUAUCAUAAACAUGUGUUUCUAUCGUUGA
Strongylocentrotus purpuratus (purple sea urchin) is the source of this 767-nucleotide messenger RNA. RefSeq lists its product as uncharacterized. The record is from RefSeq and is a predicted model, not a curated record. The transcript is spliced from 4 exons. Lineage: Eukaryota; Metazoa; Echinodermata; Echinoidea; Camarodonta; Strongylocentrotidae. Bases 93 to 767 code for a protein of 224 amino acids.